AAUCCAUUUCAAGACACGCUGAUCAGUGAACAUGUCUGCAACAAAUUCCCAAGCAACAAGAAUGGCAAUAUCACCGUGGAAGCAGCUUCUGAUGAACGCUCUGGAAUCCAACAGUCACCUAAAGCAUUCUACUUUCUUCCAGCUGGCAACGAUUGGAACUAAUGGAAGACCUUCGAAUCGUACAGUUGUCUUCAGAGGAUUCCAGGACAACACUGACAAGAUCCAGAUAAAUACUGAUGGACGCAGUCGCAAGAUUGAAGAGCUCAAGCAUUGUUCCUCUGGCGAGAUAUGUUGGUAUUUCACGGAUUCCUGGGAGCAAUUCAGGAUAAAUGGACAAAUAGAUGUCAUUGAUGGAUUGAAUCCUAGCCCUUUAAAACUUCAGCAAAGAGAGAAGUCCUGGUUUGCUAGUUCACUGAGAUCAAGGUUGCAGUAUUUGGGGCCUAACCCAGGACUUCCUUGUUUAAGUGAAGAAACACAGCGAGAAAUAUCUUUAGAUCCUUCUACUGGUCCAGUUGAUGCUUUUUGUUUGCUGAUUCUAGACCCAGAUCAGGUUGAUUAUUUGAAUUUGAAGAGUAACUUGAGGCUGACAUAUAAAUCAAGUGUCAGUGCCACUGCAGAGAAAAGCUGGAGUGUGGAGAGGGUCAAUCCAUAACAUCUUCUCUUUGAUACAAGUUCUAAUGGGAAGUUGCAUGAUCUAAAAGUAUAGGAGAGAGGUCACCAGGAAUCUGCCCAUCUGAUUCCCAUGGCAUUGUAGUACCAUGUGUACUAGAUCAGGAUUAUUAAUUUAAGCUCGUUAAGUUUAUGAAGUCUGAAUGAUUGAAAUUUGUAUUUAUCUGUUGAAUACAAAAGCUAUUAAUAUAAGAUUCAAAUUAGUCCCAUUACUACAUUUUUUUUUUU
Neltuma alba is the source of this 897-nucleotide messenger RNA. RefSeq names its product pyridoxine/pyridoxamine 5'-phosphate oxidase 2. The transcript is spliced from 7 exons. NCBI's taxonomy places the organism in Eukaryota, Viridiplantae, Streptophyta, Magnoliopsida, Fabales, Fabaceae. Gene Ontology annotation, molecular function: pyridoxamine phosphate oxidase activity; FMN binding. Gene Ontology annotation, biological process: pyridoxine biosynthetic process. Bases 32 to 652 code for a protein of 206 amino acids. The record is from RefSeq and is a predicted model, not a curated record.